AAAUCAUGCACGCAUAUAAAUCGUACUGAUCGCUACAAGAAACGCGCACUCUCUCCGCUGCGACUGGUCCUCUCUCUCCUCUUUUCGAGCGUCGCGAUCUGCGGGACUGGAAGAAGGGAGCAUCGGGUUCGGGACGAAUCGGGAAAAGCACUGGUUGAAUGGAAAUGGAUCAGAGUUCAGAAGAAUCUGAUAUAAGUGAUUCAGACAUUCCAGAUUACGAGGAGGAACUUUACAAACGUCUCCAACAAGGUCAUUACAAAGUUAGAAACACUAAUGGGUCAUCUCGAUGCCCAUUCUGUUCUGGUAAAAGGAAGCAGGAUUAUGCAUAUAAUGAGUUGCUUCAGCAUGCUACCGGAAUUGGUGCAUCCAACCGGAAUGCUAAUGUGAAGGCAAAACAUCGUGCCUUGGCAAAAUAUUUGAACAAAGAUAUGGUAGACCACUCAGGUUCCUCUCAAGCAGUUGAUGUACAGCCAAAGACCUCUAAAAGCAAAUCAAAUGAGCAAUUUGUUUUUCCAUGGAUGGGAAUUAUUGUUAAUGUUCCAACUGAGUGCAAGGAUGGACGUUAUGUAGGUGAAAGUGGAAAUAGACUGAAGGAACAACUUUCCAGAUUUCAUCCUUUAAAAGUACAUCCUUUGUGGAAUAUCAGAGGACACACAGGAAAUGCCAUUGUGGAUUUUUCAAAAGAUUGGAAUGGUUUUAGGGAUGCAAUGGCUUUUGAAAAUCAUUUUGAAGCAGAACAUUUUGGGAAAAAAAACUGGUUAGAGAAUAAACAUCGGGGAUCAGAAAUUUAUGGUUGGAUUGCAAGGGCAGAUGAUUACAAUAGUCUUGGUCCUGUUGGUGAUCAUUUAAGGAAAAAUGGAGAUUUGAAAACUGUUGAUGACCUUUCUAAUGAAGAAUCACGCAAAACAAGUAGGCUUGUUGCAAAUUUGGCUAGCGAAAUUGAAGUGAAAAACAAACAUUUACAAGAGUUAAAAUGCAAAUAUACUGAAACUACUUUGUCGUUGGAUAAAAUGAUGGAGGAAAGGGAUUCAUUAGUCCAUACUUAUAAUGAAGAAAUUAAAAAGAUGCAGCAACUUGCUCGUGAUCAUUCGCGUAAGAUAAUUGUGGAGAAUGAAAAGCUACGAUCAGAGUUGGACUCCAAAAAGCAUGAACUUGAAGUUAGAUGCAAACAACUUGAUAAGCUAGUUGUUGUGAAUGAUAAUGACAAAAGGAAACUUGAUGCUGAGAAGAAAAAGAACGCGAUGAAGAAUAGUUCACUUGAAUUGGCAACGAUGGCACAAAAGAAGGCUGAUGAAGAAGUACUGAGGCUUCUUGAAGUUCAAAAGAAGCAAAAGCAGAUUGCGUUGAAUAAAAUACUCCAUCUUGAAAGGCAACUUGACCAGAAGCAGAAGCUGGAACUAGAAAUACAGCAAAUGCAAGGGCAGCUUAAAAUUAUGAAGCAUAUGGAAGGAGAGGAUGAUGCAGCAAUGAAGAAGAAAAUCGAUGAGAUGACAGAGCAACUGAGAGAAAAAGUGGAAGAAAUGGAAGGGUUGGAGGAUCUGAACCAGACUCUCAUUGUGAAAGAGCGCCAGAGUAAUGACGAACUUCAACAUGCUCGGAAAGAGCUGAUUAAUGGCCUGAAAGACAUGGGUACCGUGCGUGCCACUAUUGGCAUUAAGAGGAUGGGCGAACUUGACGUGAAACAAUUCUUACCUACAUGCAAGCAAAAAUUCGGAAAAGAUGAAGCCGAGUCACACGCUGCAUUAUAUUGCUCACAUUGGCAGGAGGAAUUGCGGAAGCCAAGCUGGCAUCCAUUUAAAGUUAUUACGACGGAAGGGAAGUCUAAGGAAAUCAUACAAGAGGACGACGAAAAAUUACAAGCUCUAAAUGAAGAUUUGGGUGAAGAAAUUUACAAAGUUGUAACCACAGCUUUACUUGAGAUGAAUGAGUAUAAUCCGAGCGGCAGAUAUCCUGUUCCCGAGCUGUGGAACUUCAAAGAGGACAAAAAGGCUGCGCUACAGGAAGGAAUACAGUACAUACUGAAGCAAUGGAAGACCCACAAGCGGAAGCGAUGAAUGCUAACAAUUGACUGGCAAACAAAAACUUUCCCACUAGACCUUGUGCAAAUAUUCCUUAGUUCUGCAAACUGUCGUGUUUUGAAUCGAUGGAUAUUUUCUAGGAAUCAUGACUAAACUUUCGUUUUGUUGCUUGCUCAUGCCAUUUCUGAAACUGCUUCCAAUCUCUUUAGAUGAAGUGAUAGUCUAUCGAUAGGUAUAUUUGAAUAUUAAGAUGUAGGAAAAUAUAAGCUAAAUAUUUCUUGUUAUUUGUGUGGUUAGUUUUCCAGUUUUAUGGAACCUCUUAGUCGAUCUAGCUUUGCUUGCUUUGCAUUA
Messenger RNA from Zingiber officinale, 2369 nucleotides. Its product is annotated as factor of DNA methylation 1-like. Bases 159 to 2054 code for a protein of 631 amino acids. The record is from RefSeq and is a predicted model, not a curated record. The transcript has 8 exons. Gene Ontology annotation, biological process: gene silencing by siRNA-directed DNA methylation. Lineage: Eukaryota; Viridiplantae; Streptophyta; Magnoliopsida; Zingiberales; Zingiberaceae.